GUAUCGUGAGGAGAACCGCCGAUAAUGUUCGAAGCUCAUAUUUUGUUUCGUGCCGUUGAAGGUUAACGCAAGCAAUUAAAUUGUGAAUAUCAAAAUAGUUUCUGUUUUUUUUUGUGAUUUUAGUGUCAAAAUGAGUCGAUGUAUUGUAAAACAAUGUGUAUACAACAAAACUAAAGUAUGCCGACGUGAUAAAAGAAGUAUUCAUUUGUUUACUUUUCCAAUGGUCAAUGAAAGACGGGAGUCCUGGAGAUUCGCUUUAAACAUAAACAGUGAAGACGUAUUUAAAUAUUUACGUGUGUGUCAUCUACAUUUUAACGAUGAUGCCUUUGAUUACGAAAAAUCUCCGUUUUCUCUAUCUCUGAAAAAGAAUGCCAUACCAUCUGAGCGAGUUGCUUUAGCGGAUAUUCAAUGUUCUGUACCUGAUAUAAGACAACCAUCCAUCAGUACUUAUGGAUCUAUCAGUUAUUAUGAAGAACGAAAUAGAGAACUACCAUCAACUGUACAAAAAACACCUCUGACUUCACCUACCAUAAAAAAUAAUUCAGCUGUUACACCUAGAAAAUUAAAGUUAAGGAAACAAUUAAGAAGAGCUAGAAAAACAAUUAAAACUCUUAGAGUCUCCCUUAAUCGUUAUAAGAAAAAAGUUGCAGUUUUAGAAGAUAUUAUUAAGUCCUUAAAAGGAAAAGUUGCAGAUGAAACUUUAGAAACUUUAGCUGUAAUAGGACCAAAUAACGAAUUUUUACACAGACAACUGUUUACUAAAGGAAAAUAUGGUAGUGAACUGAAAACCUUCGCUUUAACAUGACAUUUUU
This is a messenger RNA of Diabrotica virgifera virgifera (western corn rootworm), 812 nucleotides long. RefSeq lists its product as uncharacterized. The transcript is spliced from 4 exons. The record is from RefSeq and is a predicted model, not a curated record. The coding region runs from base 131 to 805 and encodes 224 amino acids. NCBI's taxonomy places the organism in Eukaryota, Metazoa, Arthropoda, Insecta, Coleoptera, Chrysomelidae.